Messenger RNA from Penicillium angulare, 897 nucleotides. RefSeq lists its product as uncharacterized. Gene Ontology annotation, cellular component: cytoplasm. The record is from RefSeq and is a predicted model, not a curated record. The coding region runs from base 1 to 897 and encodes 298 amino acids. NCBI's taxonomy places the organism in Eukaryota, Fungi, Ascomycota, Eurotiomycetes, Eurotiales, Aspergillaceae. Gene Ontology annotation, molecular function: oxidoreductase activity, acting on the CH-OH group of donors, NAD or NADP as acceptor. The transcript has a single exon.
AUGGCAUCUACCCCUCGACCCGACGAAAGGACCAUCCAAAAUCUGGUGGGUGGCCAGGUUGCUAUCGUUACUGGAGCAGCGCGAGGCAUUGGUUUCGCUACAGCCUCCCUCCUUGCACAACAUGGAGCUCGCGUGGUGCUGGUCGACUUGCAGGAAGCCGAUCUGCAACAAGCAUGCACGAAAAUUGGCCAAAGCUCAACGUACCAUGUUUGUGAUGUGAGUGACUGGGAUGAGCAAAUAGCACUGUUUAAGCGAGUAACAGAGACCCUGGGUCCAAUUGCGCUUCUCGUUUGUAACGCAGCUGUUAAUCCCGAAGUUGCGCUCUUACAGUCGAUGGCCCCAGAAAGGCAUAGUGAAAUGAAUAGCCAAGUCCGCUAUAAUUACUUGGCAGAUGAGCCUAGCAAAAGCGAUGGAUCUUCACUCCAGUGCCCAUCGACCCGGCUCCUGGAUAUCAAUGUGAACUCGGUUAUUUUUGGGCUCAAACUCGGCAUACACCAUAUGAAGCAAACUAGGGGAGGUCGCAUUGUGGUGACUGCAUCUGCGGGCUCUUAUAUGCCGAUCCCCUCACAACCGCUCUACGCUGCUAGCAAACAUGCAGUAUUGGGGUUGGUUCGCAGCACGGCUCAAAUUGAAGAGGUUGCUAAGGCGGGAAUCAGUUUAUCGUGGAUUGCACCAUGGUUGACCUUGACCUCUAUGGUUGAAGGGCUUGAAGCAACAACUCAGCCGCACACCCUGAAAAGCUCUCCAGAGGAUGUUGCAUGGGCGAUUCUUGCAGCGGCAGCGGCAGAGUCCCCCAAUGGAAAGGGUUAUUGGGUGCAAGGAACAAACAUUUGUGAGGCUGAAGGGGCAUAUUUUGAAGUAGCAGGAAGACUCAUGUUACCGGAGAAUCGUUUCUAG